Messenger RNA from Xenopus laevis (African clawed frog), 3473 nucleotides. It is a transcript of the gene plcd3.S, whose product is annotated as phospholipase C delta 3 S homeolog. The transcript has 15 exons. Gene Ontology annotation, molecular function: phosphoric diester hydrolase activity; phosphatidylinositol-4,5-bisphosphate phospholipase C activity; calcium ion binding. Bases 197 to 2440 code for a protein of 747 amino acids. Gene Ontology annotation, biological process: lipid catabolic process; lipid metabolic process; intracellular signal transduction. The record is from RefSeq and is a predicted model, not a curated record. Gene Ontology annotation, cellular component: membrane; cytoplasm; cleavage furrow. Lineage: Eukaryota; Metazoa; Chordata; Amphibia; Anura; Pipidae.
UUCAAGGAGGAGCGAGGGAGGGAGGCAGGACUGGGGCUGAACUCACACAAAGGCACCAGAGUUACCAGCAAGAGACACACAAGGAGAGUGAGAGCAAAGGCAAGGAAUUGGGGUGCAAGGAAUUGGGGUGCAAGGAAUUGGGGUGCAAGGAAUUGGGGUGUAAGGAAUUGGGGUGUAAGGAAUUGGGGUGCAAGAGAUGCCCAGCGUAUUUGGCACCAUGUGUGGGGGCAGAAAGAAGAAGAAGAAGUACAAGCCAGAACCCGAAGUUUUGGAGCAAGAAGUGCUGCCCGUCAAGAGCCAAGGACUCAAAACCUUCAAAAAAAUGGGUCUGUCAGGUGACGAUGAUGUGAACGCCAUGCUUCAGGGUUCCAACCUGCGGAAGAUCAGGGCCGGAUGGCACGCAGCCCGAUUAUACCGACUGGAGUCUGAUGGCAUGACUGUCUGGUACCAGAGCCAAGCUAAGAGGGUUCGCUCCAAACAGAUCUUCUCCAUCCUGCACAUUGAAUCUGUACGGGAAGGCCACCAGUCUGAGGGGCUGCAGAAAUAUGGCCGCCGCUUUCCAGAGACAUGCUGCUUCACCAUUGCCUUCAAGGGAAGGAGAAAAAACUUGGACCUUGCGGCAUUUUCCGAGAAGGAGGCACGGAACUGGGUGCAGGGUUUACAGAAACUCAUGAAGCGAGCCGAGGCAAUGAGCCAGAGGGAGAAAUUGGUUCACUGGAUAUGGGAUUAUCUGCGCCAAGCUGACAGAGAUGGAGAUGAGAAGAUGAAUUUCCAAGAGGUGAAGGACAUGCUGAAGAUGAUAAACAUUGACUUGAAUGAUAUCUAUGCUUACAACCUGUUCAAGACCUGUGACCGAUCCAACUCAGACACGCUAGAGGACCACGAGAUAGAGGAGUUCUGCACUAAGCUCAUGCACCGCCCUGAAGUGGAGGAAUUAUUCCAUCAUUACUCAGGAGAGGACCGGAUACUGUCGGCCGAGGAACUGCAGGAAUUCCUGCAAGCGCAGGGGGAAGACGCCACACCAGAGAGGGCAAGAGAGAUUAUCCACAAAUAUGAGCUCAAUGAGACAGCCAAGCAGCAUGACCUGAUGAUGAUGGAAGGAUUCAUGAUGUACCUGCUGUCAGAUGAUGGAGAUAUCUUUAAUCAGAAGCACAGGACGGUGUACCAGGACAUGACCCAACCACUGUGCCACUACUUCAUCUCCAGCUCCCACAAUACGUACCUGACCAACCACCAGCUAGUGGGAGAGAGCAGCACAGAGUCUUACAUCAGAGUAUUCAUGGAAGGCUGCCGUUGUGUGGAACUGGACUGCUGGGAAGGUCCGUCGGGAGAACCGGUCAUUUACCACGGACACACACUGACCUCUAAGAUCCUCUUCAAGGAUGUGGUGGCCACCAUAAGAGACUAUGCUUUUAAAAAUUCCCCGUAUCCUGUAAUUCUGUCCUUGGAGAAUCACUGUGGCUUGGAGCAACAAGUGAUAAUGGCGAAUCACCUCCGUGAGAUCUUGGGAGACAUGCUUGUGACUGAGCCUCUACCGGGUGCAGAUACAACUCAGCUUCCUUCUCCAGAGGCGUUAAUGGGCAAGUUUUUACUCAAGGGGAAGAAAUUAAGUAGUCGCAAGUUUUCAGAUGAAGAAGAAGGAAAAUCCAGAAUGGAUAUAGCCAAGGAACUGUCAGACCUUGUGGUAUACUGUCAGGCGGUGGAGUAUCGGGGACAACCAGGAAACAUGUGUGAGAUGAGUUCCUUCAGUGAGGACAAAGUGCGCAGACUGAUCAAGGACUCAGGAAUCAAUCUAGUGCGCUAUAAUGCCCGGCAACUGAGUCGUGUCUACCCAGAUGGUCUGCGGGCCAACUCUUCUAAUUACAGUCCCCAAGAGAUGUGGAAUGCCGGCUGCCAACUCGUGGCUCUGAAUUUCCAAACUCCGGGUUACACGAUGGAUCUAAACCGGGGUCGAUUCCAGGACAACGGACUCUGUGGGUAUGUCCUAAAGCCUGAAUUCCUGAGGAAAGAGGACAGUUACUUUAACCCAGAUGCUCCGAGCAAUGAGGCAAAGCUCCUGUUUGUCAAGGUAAUUUCAGCUCAGCAGCUGCCCAAACUCAACAAGGAGAAGCCAAACUCCAUCGUCGAUCCAUUUGUACGUGUGGAAAUUCACGGAGUGGGGAAAAAGAGAGAGAAGGAAACAAAAUACAUCCUCAAUAACGGGUUUAACCCUUAUUGGAAUGAGAUGCUUCAACUAGAAGUUCCAGUUCCAGAGUUGGCUCUUGUGAGGUUUGUAGUGGAAGAUUACGACAAAACGUCAAGCAAUGAUUUCAUUGGGCAGGAAACAUUGCCUUUCCUCAGCCUGAAGCAAGGAUACCGACAUGUUCACCUGUUCUCCGAGGAUGGAGCCUCGCUGUCCCCUGCUACAUUGUUUGUGCAAAUCCGUAUUGAGAACCUGUGAAGCAAAUAGUAAGAAAAGUGGAGGAGACCUCAGGCCUCUCUCUGUUUCUUCAAUCGGCUGCCAGUGCCAUGAGUAAUGAGUGUUACCAACGCUGUGCCUUGUUUGUGGCCAUAAAGAUCCCAAAAGAAAGAUGGAGGAUGAAGAGGAAGGAGCAGCAGCACUUAGAUUUCUUCAUUUAGAGGAAAAAGGAUAUUUCAGUAUCAGUGGGAGGACAAUUGACUAUGUACUACGGCACUCAGUGCCCACUUCUUGUAUGGUGUGCCGUAAAGUUAUGUGCCAUAGUAGUUACUGUAUGUGCCAUAGUUACGUGCCAUAGUUACGUGCCAUAGUUAUGUGCCGUAAAGUUAUGUGCCAUAGUUACGUGCCAUAGUUAUGUGCCGUAAAGUUAUGUGCCAUAGUUAUGUGCCGUAAAGUUAUGUGCCAUAGUAGUUACUGUAUGUGCCAUAGUUAUGUGCCAUAGUAGUUACUGUAUGUGCCAUAGUUACGUGCCAUAGUUAUGUGCCAUAGUAGUUACUGUAUGUGCCAUAGUUACGUGCCAUAGUUAUGUGCCAUAGUAGUUACUGUAUGUGCCAUAGUUACGUGCCAUAGUUAUGUGCCAUAGUAGUUACUGUAUGUGCCAUAGUUACGUGCCAUAGUUAUGUGCCAUAGUAGUUACUGUAUGUGCCAUAGUUACGUGCCAUAGUUAUGUGCCAUACUUAUGUGCCAUAGUAGUUACUGUAUGUGCCAUAGUUACGUGCCAUAGUUAUGUGCCGUAAAGUUAUGUGCCAUAGUUAUGUGCCGUAAAGUUAUGUGCCAUAGUAGUUACUGUAUGUGCCAUAAAGUUAUGUGCCACUCAUUCCCUGUUACACGAUAACUUGGCACUUUAUACACAAGCAUUCCCAACCGGCUCCUGGUCUGAACGAAGUCUGAACAAGUCCGGCUUUAAAGGCAAAGUUUCCCCAGAUACAUAUAAAAUACAUCUUAAAGGAUAAGUAAACCUUUAAAACAAGUGAAUGCAAAAUUGAUGAGGGGGCUACUCUAAGCACUUUUGUCA